AUGGGCCAGUUAGGGGGCUUGUCGCCGGGUGGAAGCAUUGUGGUGGGAAUGUCCAUGUUCGUCAUCUCCAAUAUCAUCGGGAGCACAAUCCAGAUCACAACCCUACCUCUCCCCGUGCUAUCCACUCUACAAGCGGCCGGCCUCGUCUUUAAUACGAUAUUCGCAGCCUUGAUCCUUGGGGAGCCGUUCACCCGUUAUUCCAUCUUUGGCACUAUCCUUGUAUCUAUCGGAGCUGUCAUGAUCGGCAUAUUCGGCGCGAUUGGAGAGCCUGCACAUACCCUGGACCAGCUGCUGGUCUUGCUUGGUCGCCGCCCAUUUAUACUGUGGAUGGCCGCUACAGCCGUCCUUGUAGCAAUAACCCUCCUAGGCGCCCGCAUGCUGAGACUUAUCUCUACCCCGGGUCAAACUCGAGAGUGGAUUAGGAAAUAUUGUAUACCUAUAUUAUAUACUCCGCCUCUCCACGGCCACCAUAGUCCGCGCAUAAAAGUGCUUCGUGGGAUGAUGUACGGAUCGGUCAGCGGCAUUCUGUCCGCACACUCGCUUCUGUUCGCGAAAUUAGCUGUCGAGCUGAUAGUCCGUACCGUAAUAGACCGCAUGAACCAAUUCAACCGAUGGCAGUCUUGGAUCAUCCUACUGACCCUUGUUGUGCUUGCUUUAACACCACUGUAUUACAUGCAUUGCGGCCUCAAGCUGUGCAGCACCAGCAUUCUUUACCCAUACGUCUUUUGCAUAUACAAUGUUAUAGCAAUCCUGGACGGGCUUAUAUAUUUCCAUCAAGGCUCGCGACUUUCGGGCUUUCAUGCGGGCCUUAUAGCACUAGGAACCAUAAUCCUCUUAUCUGGCGUUCUCUGUUUAUCUUGGAGAUUGGAGCCCGUCACCCCCCACCCGGGAACAGUAUCAGUUGGACCGCCCCCAUCGCUAACUCCUGGCCUUGGUUUACUCGAGGAGCAGCCCACCCUUCCAGAAUACACAUACUACCCCGAGGACGAAGAAACAACCUUGGGAGAACGUCAACCUCUUCUCCAAACACGACAACUGCAAGCGCAAAAACCUAGAAAGCAACAACAGAAACCCCCUUCGCCUUCCCGCCGUCACACGCGUACGCUAACCGAUCUCUCCCCCAAUAUCCGCCGCAACACCCGAACAAGCCUUGAAACAGCCGAAAUCUGGGCUGAGCUCGACGAUUCCGAGGACAACCUCGAUCUUGAAUCCCUCACACAGCCCUCCUCCCCCAUACUUCCUUACAGCCCUACUAUUAUUUCUCCACACAAACGACACCGCAGUACGAGCGGCAUCUCAUCCCAUUUCAACAUCACACGCAAUAAAUACCGUUCAUCCAGCCGCAACGACGGCAACGAGAACAAUAACAACAUCAGUAUCAACGACCCAUCCUCUCCUUCUCCAUCUCCAGCAAGGCUGAAUGGCCACGGGCAGCAGGUUCGCAGAGCCCUCCGUUCCACAUCGUGGACCUGGAGCUCGCCGUCGCGCCUUCGGCGUCCUCUGUUCCGUAAUCGUGAUACCAAUAACAGUGGCGAACAACGGCUCUUGUCGUCACCGCUUGUUGUCAAUUAUCGGGACGCAGUGAUACCGAGGGAUGAUAGUAGUACGCCUGCGGGUGUUGGUGGUGUCUAUGGUGGCGUCGAUGGUGCUGAAGCUGAUACCAAUGCGGGCCCGGGUGGCCGUGGCAACUCCAGUGAGGAGCAGAGAUCUCAAGAUCGAUCGCAAUUCACUAGCCCAUUGCGCUAG
Messenger RNA from Histoplasma capsulatum G186AR, 1746 nucleotides. Its product is annotated as DUF803 domain-containing protein. Gene Ontology annotation, biological process: magnesium ion transport. Gene Ontology annotation, molecular function: magnesium ion transmembrane transporter activity. The transcript has 3 exons. Gene Ontology annotation, cellular component: membrane. Bases 1 to 1746 code for a protein of 581 amino acids. The record is from RefSeq and is a predicted model, not a curated record. Lineage: Eukaryota; Fungi; Ascomycota; Eurotiomycetes; Onygenales; Ajellomycetaceae.